GUACAAGGAAAACAAACAAAAACGGUUCAUAGUGGCAGUCGGUAAGGCCCUCUUUCAGAUUGCGUUAUAUUACGAAGAUGAGCAAAAAUGUUUGGGUGAAACUGAAGGAGUUCAAAUGCCCUUCGAAGCAUUGUACUUCAAAAAAGCCGUUAAAAUGGCGCUGCGCGAAGGAUGACCACUCUGUGUAUCUUUCCCAGCGAGGGAUUAUCAAAUGUGGAAGCAAAGGCGAUCAACAUCGAGGUGACCUAAGCCGCUGGGGAUGGAAUUGUGGGUCAGAAUACCACAAGGGGAAAUUCAACCGUGCUGAUUUUGAGGGAUUUACCUUUGCCGUCUCUCAGGCCGUACAACUAAUGGAUAAAAUGGGUAGCCAAUGGGUACAGGAACUAAUGGGUUCAAUCGGAAAGCAGUACGAGCGUUAAAACAGCCGAUAGAGCUCCCGAGAAUGUGCCGCAAUGAAUCUGUACCGAACAAACUUGGCAUGACUUUUUACUUUUUAUUUAAGAUUUUUAUCUUGAAUAAACAUUUUGGGACUAAAUGACAGGCGUCAUGGUAAGCUGGAAACAUGUGUACAAGUUGUACCAUCUAGUGUUUUACAUUUGUUUCUUUUAUACGUGUAUUUGCAAGUGUCAUUUAUAUGUUGCUGUUAUCCUUGCUUGAAGAAUAUUUUUCAUCUAAAGUUUAGAAAUUGAUUUCAAUACAUGAUAUCUUGCUUGUUUACUUAACCGCAUUUUCCAUUCUAUUUCAACAUUUUCAAUUAAAAUUUCCUUU
Molecule: messenger RNA, 768 nt
Organism: Dreissena polymorpha
Lineage: Eukaryota; Metazoa; Mollusca; Bivalvia; Myida; Dreissenidae
Exons: 4
Coding region: 78-419 (113 amino acids)
Source: RefSeq, a predicted model, not a curated record